UGGAAAAGGUGGAAGAUAUGAAUCAAGAGUUCCUUUUUCAAGGUCACUUCAUCGAUCUCAAAAAGAUUGAUAUUUGAUGAUGGCCUUCAUAAACACUAUGUUACCGGAACAAGCUGAAGUGAAAGAUCGUGCUGAUGAACUUCUUUCCCUAUGUAAACAAGCAAUAGCUGACUGUAGUACUGUAAAGCCGACACUGGAUUCACUUGAUAAAUUACGGUUUAAACAACGUGGUUCUAAAACUAAUAAAAGUCAGCUAAAGUCUUUAUAUAACCAAGCCCUUAAUGAAGCUGAACAACAAAAAGCGACACUUAUGGCUGCUUUAGAAAAGGUCUCAGAAAUUCGUGCUUUAGAAUAUAGGAUAAGGUCACUUGUUGGUCCAAAAAGUUUUCGUCGAGGUGUACUAAUGUCAGUCUUACAAGAAAAUGCUAAAUCUAUUCCACUUUGGGUUGGAAAACCUGGUGAGAGUCCUCCUGCUCUAUGUGGUGCGAUAGGACCAUCACCAAACAUUGCUGCUGAUCCUGGGGAUCACGUUGCUGCCCUCGUUCCUGAACCAGAUGUUGUAGCUGCUGCGUGUAACCUAUCUGAAGGUUGUAUUUUAGCUGAGGUUGUUUCAUACAAUACUGACAAGGCAAUCUAUGAAGUUGAAGAUGUUGAUGCUGAAGAAGGAAAAAUGCCCAAGCGUUAUACUCUACCACGCUCCAAAGUGAUACCAUUACCUAAAUGGAAGGCGAAUCCAGUCACACACCCUGAAGCUAUAUUCAAAAAGGGCACGACAGUUUUAGCUCUUUAUCCACAAACGACAUGUUUCUACAAGGCGAUCGUGGACGAAAUCCCAACUCACGUACAUGACGAAUAUUCUCUUUAUUUCGAAGAUUCAUCUUACCCUGAAGGUUAUGCUCCAGCUAUCAGGAUUCCUCAAAGAUAUAUUAUUGAAUGCCCUGCGAAUGAGUCGAUGACAAGUAAAAAUUUAGACAGCUCGAAAAAGCGCGGUAAAUAGAAACUGAAUUCAAUGUACCAUCAUAUAUAUAUAUGUACUCAUUUUUGUGUAAAUAAAACUAAAUGCUUCUUUGAAUUUUUCUUCCUAUAGUUAGAUUCUAAGGUUAAAAAAGUGCGCGUAAACUUUAAAUUCUUCAAGAUCAAUCUUUAACUGUUAAAUUUCAUGUUAAGCCAAGUAAUCUAUAAUGCAAUUAAUUUGUU
Molecule: messenger RNA, 1197 nt
Organism: Trichobilharzia regenti
Lineage: Eukaryota; Metazoa; Platyhelminthes; Trematoda; Strigeidida; Schistosomatidae
Source: the annotation of a GenBank genome assembly